This is a messenger RNA of Amphiprion ocellaris (clown anemonefish), 3799 nucleotides long. RefSeq names its product arachidonate 12-lipoxygenase (gene alox12). Gene Ontology annotation, molecular function: arachidonate 12(S)-lipoxygenase activity; protein binding; arachidonate 15-lipoxygenase activity. Bases 252 to 2264 code for a protein of 670 amino acids. The record is from RefSeq and is a predicted model, not a curated record. The transcript has 15 exons. Gene Ontology annotation, biological process: lipid oxidation; linoleic acid metabolic process. Lineage: Eukaryota; Metazoa; Chordata; Actinopteri; Pomacentridae.
GCUGAAAAGAUUCAAACUGACUACAGAAGCAGAAGAGGAUUUUUGCAUGCAGAAAUGCCACAUUGGCUAGAAAACUGUAGAAAGCAGAGUCCUGUGAGUUAUUUCAACGGUGAGAAAAAGAGAAGAAACAAAAUGCAGAAUUGAGAUAACAAGAGAAUUAAGUGCAAAAAUACAAACAGAACCAAAGGAAGUCUACAGGAAAAGAGAGACAGCGAAGUGAUACCAAGCUGUGAACAAAACACUGUGCCAAGAUGGAAGUCUACACUGUGACAAUAGCAACUGGUACCUCAGAGUAUUCAGGCACCAACAACUACAUCUUUGUGACCCUGGUGGGGGAGAAAGGGGAGAGUGAGCGCACCCUGCUGGACAACCCUGGACUGGAUUUCUGUCGAGGAGCAGUGGAUCAGUACAAGGUGACCAGCCCUUCACCUUUAGGUUCAGUGUUAUUGGUCAGACUGGAAAAACAGAAGUACUGGGUGGAAGAUAACUGGUUCUGUCAGUAUGUCAAAGUGGAGCCCCCAAGUGGAGACAAAGUGCUGAUUUUCCCUUGUUACAGAUGGCUUAUAGGAGACGUCACGGUUGACUUAAGAGAGGGAACAGCAAAGACACAGAUGGAUGACUCUUUACCUCAGCUGCUGGCCCACAGGAAGACAGAGCUGCAGGAGAGACAGAAGACUUACAGAUGGGUAACAUGGGCUCCAGGGAUCCCCAGAUGUAUUGAAGCCAAAACAGAAGCAGAUUUGCCCCAAGAUGCCCGCUUUGACAAUGAGAAGAGGAGCGACUUUGAACAUUCUUUACAAUAUGCCUUGCUGGAGUUGUCUCUGAAGAAGCUAGCAAUCAGGUUUGGGAAGUCUUGGAAUGACCUGGAUGAUUUCAAACGGAUCUUUUGGAAGCUGCGAAGCCCCAUAGCUGAGUAUUGUAUGGAGCACUGGAAGGAGGACUGGUUCUUUGGUUACCAGUGUCUGAAUGGCUCCAACCCAAGAAUGAUCCGGAGGUGCAUGAAGCUCCCAGAAAACUUAGCUGUCACACCAGACAUGGUGCAGAGCUCCAUGGCUGCAGGAACCAACCUGGACAAAGAACUUAAGGCAGGGAAUAUAUACUUGCUAGACUAUGCCAUUUUGGAUGGGAUUCCUUCCAACACGAUCGAGGGUAAACCUCAGUACAUCGCUGCUCCACUCUGUCUCUUGUACCAACAUCCAAAUGAAGGACUUAUACCUAUUGCUAUACAGCUUGAGCAGACUCCAGGUCUGGACACCCCUAUUUUUUUGCCCAGAGACCCACCUCUGGCUUGGCUGUUGGCUAAAAUGUGGGUGCGUCACGCUGAAUUCCAGGUGUUCCAGCUGCUGUCUCACCUACUGAGGACCCAUCUCGUGGUAGAGGUGUUUUGUGUGGCUACUCUGAGACAGCUGCCUGCUGUACACCCUAUAUAUAAACUCCUGGCCCCUCAUCUGCGCUACACUCUAGAGAUCAACUGUAGAGGGCGUACGCAGCUCAUCUCUGCUAAUGGCAUCUUCAAACGGGUUGUGUCCACAGGGGGCGAUGGCCUGUUGAUUCUGGCCCAGAGGGAGUACAAGGUGCUCACCUAUCACUCCCUUAAGCCCCACACUGAUUUCACUGACAGAGGAGUGUCCCAGCUGCCAAACUAUUUCUACAGACAACACAGUCUGAUGCUGUGGGAGGCCAUACACAGUUUUGUCUCUGGUAUGGUGAGUCUGUACUACCAGUCAGAUCAUGAUGUGCAGGGGGACCUGGAGCUCCAAGCUUGGAUCAGAGACAUAUCACAGGAAGGCUUCACAGAGUGUCCCAACUUUGGUCUGUCCAGUAAGCUAAGCAGCAGAGAGGAACUCUCCACUCUGCUGGCAGUGGCCAUCUUCACCAGCACAGUCCAGCAUGCUGCAACUAAUAACGGACAGUUUGACUGGUGUGCCUGGGUUCCCAACACUCCCUGCACCAUGAGACUCCCCCCACCAACAGAGAAAGAUCUUGUUACUAUGGAGAUGAUCAUGGCCAGCCUUCCUGAUGUCAGUCAAUCCUGUGUGCAAAUGGCUAUCACAUGGCAUCUGGGACGAGCACAACCAGACGCAAUUCCUAUGGGCCAGUACACUGAGGACCACUUCACUGAGGAGCAAGCUCUGGAGCUGAUUGAGAGGUUCAGAAUGGAACUGAAGGAGAUCGAGGGCCACAUCCUGAGUCAGAAUGAAGGACUGCAGCUGCAGUACCUUGUCCUCCUGCCCAGCCGCAUAGAAAACAGCAUCACUAUAUAGAAAUACAGACUGUUUCUUGCAGGACCACUCUGUCUGGUGCAGACCUGACACUUCUGAGAUUUGUUGUUACUUUCACAUCAAAUUAUUUUUUACGUUGAUCUUCGGAGAGGGCUGGUGAGGGCUCAGGGCCUUGGUGGUUACCACCGUCGCCUUGCAGCUAGAAGAUCCCCAGUUCGCGUCCCCACCUUCUCGCGAUCUUUCUACAUGGACUUUGCAUGUUCUCCCUGUGCAUGCGUGGGUUUUCUCUGGCUUCCUCCCACAGUCCAAAAACAUACUCAAGUUAAUUGGUGAUUCUAAAUUGUCUGUAGGUGUCUCUAUAUGUACGCCCAGUGAUAGACUGGUGACCUGUCCAGGUGUCUCCUGCCUUCACCUGAAGUCAGCUGGGAUAGACUCGUCUCCCCACGACCCUAAUGUACAUUUUCGACAUAGACCUGAGUUGGACUAGGAAGCCAGAUACUACACACAUUAUAGCUAGUAUAUUAACCCUGGGCUGAUUUAAUUCUUUAAGUAUUUAGCAACACUGACUUUUCUGCUAUGGGAUGUGAGGAUGUUUUAUCAGUGUUAGAGGUAUGGGUUUGGACUCCAAUUCACUAAUUAGUUUCCUUGCAAUUUCCAAUGAAUGAUGCAGAUUCUCAACUGAGGGAAUAUGUUAAUAUCUCCAAACCUAUAUUCUAUUAAUUUUUUUUUUUGUUAAAUUGUAUUUAUAUAGCGCCAAUUCACAAACUAUGUAAUUUCAUGGCACUUCACAUAUUUUAAACAUGGAACAGAGAACCCAACAAUCCAAAGCUGCCUUUGGAUUCCUUAUGAGCAAGCAGUCGGCAACAGUAGGAAGGAAACAAAAAAAAUCUUUAACAGGGAGGGAAAAAAGCCCUCAUCAGUACAAAAACCAGAGAAAAUGAGUAAGUGAACCAGUACAGGGGCUCACAGUUGCCAUGAUGAUGUCCAUCAAAUGCUCAGAAUCAGCAGCUGAAGUGCAGUCAGUUGAGAUUAGAACAAAGACUAACUUCAGUUUGAAACACUGUACAGACAGACGGAACCAAGCUGAAAGAAAUGAAUAAUUUAAUUGAAGGACUAGCCUUCCAAACACAAUUGGAUACUGGCAAAAAUCAGAGAUACAUCCACUUGUAAAGCACAGCAGUAUGCAAGAACAAAUCAACACAAUAAUCCACAACUUUUAAAUGUUUAAACAAGACUACUCAUUCACUGAGCUCCAGUGGGUAGUUAGUACUACCACAAUCAAAUAAUUCAAGCACUUGUGAUUAGAGGUAGAAUUAACUUAGUCUUAAAAACAUUAAACAUUGAUCUGUUUCCACACAGCGUCCCUUUUUUUUCUGACGAGGACAUUUAAACCCUGCAGCAUAAGUCAGUGAUCAGAGAACAGGCGAGUCAAAACUCAUCUCUCUAUUCGAGCACCGCUGGGAGCUCUUCAGUCCAGCAGAUGGCACUACUGCACCAGAUACUCCUGUAAAAACACAAGAGUACAGAUGAAAGGUGGUAAUUGAACCAAUCUGAUUAAACAAUAAAUAUUACACUGA